Caenorhabditis bovis is the source of this 273-nucleotide messenger RNA. NCBI's taxonomy places the organism in Eukaryota, Metazoa, Nematoda, Chromadorea, Rhabditida, Rhabditidae. The record is from the annotation of a GenBank genome assembly.
AUGUACACGGUGAACAUCUCAUCGCUGGUACUAGUAUGUGUGAUGGGAAUCGCGCACUCGCGGCUCAUCAUCGAGCAAUCCGGCAAGGAUAUCGAAUGCACAGUUCGGCAGGAUGAGCCAAUAGGCGAGGUCAUGGAGAGGAUAUGUGAUAUGUGCCAUGAGUUUAGCUCACAUUCAAGGCCAAAUAUGAGGAUCUCACUGCUUCUCAACCGAAACUUUUCGAGAAUGUUUGAAACUCUUCUCUCCACGACGUCAUUCUCGCCACCUCCAUAG